CUUCCAAAAACUCGGUUCCGGCAAAUAAUUUUUAGGAAAGUAAAUUUGUUGUAUCUCAUGUUCCAGACUCGGAUCUCAAAAGUACUUCCUUCAAUGUGAAAAAUGCUAAUUAAAACUGUUAAAAAAAUUGUUUUAUCAGUAUUUCCGGUGGCAGUAGUUCAAUAAAAUACUGAUAUUAGUGCAUACCUAAAGUAAAUUAUCUUGCUUAUCGAUUGGCUCUGUCGUUUGUGCGCACUUAUCAAUUAGCUUUUAUUCUAAUGACAGCAUCGUCGCUUUUCACUCUCACACUGACGAUAUUGCCCGGGUCGUUCAAUACAUAAGUAUUAACCAUUUAUCUAAGUUCAGAGCAACAGUAUGUGACUGUUACGUCUUUUCUUACUUACAGUAGAUCACCUGUAUUUUUCGUGAUGAUCGCAGAAUUCAUAUGGAAAAACAAAACAUUCUAAAACUCAAAGAGAUUACACCGCGUCGUCUUACUUUGAAGACAAUUGUUUACAAGACAACAUUUCUUGCAUCAUAAUGCAUACAAUUAAAUAUCAAUGAAAAAUCAAUAGAAAUCAAAAAAAUUGAAAAAGGUCGCAUUAUAUUACAUGCGUGCAUAUAUCCACCUCGUGGUGAAAUUGUAUUAAAAAAAUUAGUGAACGAUAUUUAUCAAAUAAAAAACCUCAAGAAUAUGACUUACGAAGUAUCUGAUGGUAAUUAUUGGUCUGGUUUACUGCCACAUGGGAAUAAAACAUAUUGUUGUCCUGUUGGUUGGACAAGAUUUGGUAUACAAGUAACACGUACACAAGACGAAUUCGAUAAACGAUGGGGUAAUUGGUAUGUCGCAUAUCACGGUACGAAAAGUAGUGUAGCAUCAUUAAUUGUAAACUCUGGUUUGAAAGCAGCAAAUGAUUAUUGUUGGACAAAGCGUCCAUGUGUUUAUUUAUCACCAUCAAUCGAAUAUUGUGCAUAUUCUCGAUAUGCUGAACCAUGGAAGAGAAGUAAAAACCAACAACGAGAACAGAAAUAUUAUCAAUUAGUGUUCCAAUGUUGUGUUAAUCCACGUUUAGUUUCAAUAAAUCCAGAAACGAUAUUAAGAAAUGAACAAAGAAGUUUGUAUAAAAUUGAUAACAACUUUAGUAAUGAUGAAUUAGAAUGGAUUAUAGAUGGUUAUAUUGAAAAUCUUUUUAGCAAAAUCCUUUAG
Didymodactylos carnosus is the source of this 1186-nucleotide messenger RNA. The record is from the annotation of a GenBank genome assembly. NCBI's taxonomy places the organism in Eukaryota, Metazoa, Rotifera, Eurotatoria, Philodinida, Philodinidae.